CGUCCGUCCAUCUGUCGUUCCUCGGCCACCCUCGGCCGCCAUCGCCAUCGCCGACGAUCGUCCGAUACGCCCUCCUCGCCCCUCGCCGAACGGGGCGACUUUGCCGCUGACGUCAUUCCGCGAGAAAUUAGACGCGCGUGCGCCACGACUGCCGGCCGCCACGAGCGCGCGUCUAAUUUCUUAAGCUAACUUCAUGCGACUCGCGGAGAGAAUAAAAGGUUCGAGUUUUAUAUUCAUGAUUACGAUAUCGUUACGCAAUAUCAUGCGCGAUGAAAUCAUGCAUCUUGUUUUUUCUUCUCCCGUUUUGGCGCCUACGGGACGCGAGAGAAGUUUUCAAAACGAAUGCGCAUACGUCGUAAACAGGUUUCCGUCCGUUGAGCGUUAGGGAAUUACGGCUGUGGUCCACUUGACGGUACAAAUGCUUCGAAGCAUAUUCCUCGUCUUCUUUCUUUCAAUGAAGAAAGAAGAAGAAGAACGCUUCAAAGCAAUUAUUUGUAUAUAGCGUCAAGUGGACCGCAGCCUACGUUGGAUGCCCUGAUGCGCAUUUAAGGGCAAAUUCUCAGAAUGUCAGGAUCGGCCUGGGGGUCGAUCAUAUAUAUGUAUGACGAUUAAUUAAUCUAUGCCGAUAAAAUAUAAAUUAAAUUAGAUUACCAACUUAAUCGACAAUUAAGGAGUUUGUCGGAGUUUGGUCUCAAGGUCGCUUUUAAAACUUUCUUUUCAAGUAAAGAGAAUGCAAUAAAAACCGGCGUACAACGUAAUAUAUAUUUUUUUAAUAAGUUGGAUGUCGAAAAAACAUACUUUCGAUGUUGAAAUUGGACUGUCUCGUAAAUUAUAACCCGUACUUUAAGGGCCACUUUGACCAAGCUCCGAUUAACUUAAUCGUUGAUUAGUCAUUUGUCAAUCUGUUUCAUGAGCAAAUGCGAUUGGUCAUUUCCAUUGGACUAAUCAACGAUUAAAUUAAUCGGAGCUUGGUCGAAGUGGCCCUAACUUAAAUAUCGCGAGUUUCUAGUUCCGAGCAACGUGUGUUUAUUAUUUACUGCCACGGAUAUAUCCUUGAAUGUCAUAACGGCAAUAUUUUGGGAACUCUCAACUUCGAUGUUACAGAAAGCAAUUAGUAACUAGUCGAUUUCGGUAAGUUACAGACUAAGGGACGACCUCAAACACGAUAUCUGUAUAUCAGAGAAGUCUCAAGGGGAAACAAAUAACGAUAUAAUGCAGAAUUAAAAAGCUGGUGACAAUUUAUGUGAAAAAUCUGUAGGAUAGAAAUAGGAAUAUAGAAGAAAUUCACACAAAAGAGAAAGCAUCACAAAUUUUUUCGCACAAUAUAUAGACCAGAUGUCUGAUAACAUUGAUGACGAAGUGGUGGUCGUAGAAAUCGCUACAGCGAAAAAAUACGUGAAAACCUUAAUAUCCAAACUUCCUGAUAUGAUAAAUGAUAAGCCGGAAGUAAUGAUGCGAAGAUAUAAACAUGUAUUGACCAUGAGCGAAAACACCAUUAUGGCAAAUUAUUUUGUAAAUCAUCCAAAUAUAUUGCAAGAAAUGUUGAAUGCUGUGAACAGUAAACCAGAUGUUGUUGAAAUAGUGAUUUGUAUUAUUAAUAAUGUAUGCAGCAAGGAUGAAACAAUGAUUCUCAUAAUAGGCAAUGACCUAAGUUUUGUAUCAUCUAUCCUAAGUCAUUUAAAAUCCAAACACGAGUUGCUACAAUUGAGUGUUCUGAGAUUCUUAAAAGUAGCAGUGCACACGAUCCGAAACAAUUGUGCACCAAGUUGGUUGAGGUGUGCAUCAGGGCACUUGAAGAAAAAUGAAUCUCUUGGACGCUCUAUAUUCGUUAUACUUGAGUUUGAAUUUACCGAAUCUAAUGAAAAGUUAAUAGAAACAGUCAUUGACCUGGUCAAGGAAAUGGCUGAGACAAAAUUGAAUCGAUCUGCAAACGAUAAUUCGAAUCAAUCUAAUUUUCUAGAGGAAAUACAUGUAAAUGGAGUCUCUAUCAAUAUAAAUGAUAUAAUUUAUAAAAUAACGAUCCGUUGCAAGCAAAUGGUAGAAUGGAAACGUAAAAGAGAGAAACAGAUAAAUUUAGAGCUUACCUACAAUUGGCUAUCAAUAAUGACGAUUAUGAAAACAAAGAUAGCUGUGUUUUACAAUGAAUUGAAUUUACACGGCUUAAUAGUGGAAUGCUUAGUUUGUGUUUUCGAUCCAUACCGGGAAGUUUUACUUUCAGAACUGAUAACUGAUAAACGACCUAAAAUUAUUGAUUUAAUUUCCAAAUAUGCAUACCUAUUGCCAUAUUUGGAAUACAAUUUGUCACAUCGCAUAAAUAACAUUUUGAUGCGCACAAUUUCAAGUCUUAAAAUAGUUUUAGGUGUAGUAUCAAAAACACUGAAAUCAGAUUCUGACAAGUUUUUAGACGCUCUGGAAAAUGAUAACAAAUUAACAAUUUUAUUGUACGAUCCAGCUUAUAGUAUAAGUAAUCCAAAAGCAACACGGUUAUUAAAUUUACAGUCGUCAUUACCUAACUUGUUAAGAAACCUGGAGGAAGCCUGGUUGAACAUGAUUAAACAUCUGUAUAAAUCUUCUAUAAAAGAUCUCGUACUCUUAAUUGAACCGUUUUAUGACGAAAAGGAUUAUUUCUUGCAGUUGCUUGUUCAUAAACGUAUAUUAGAUGAAAAGUCGGUGAAAAAGAUUGAGAAUAAGAUAAAUAAAAUAAUAUUGUUAUUCGGAGUAAAUGAAGAGAAAUAAAAAAAAAAUAAAGAUAAGGAAUAAUUAACGACGUACUUAUUUUUACGAAUUAUUAACGUACUUAUUAAAAUUCAUAUUUUUGACGAUUUGUAAUGGUAUUUUUUUAUAUUAUUAUU
This is a messenger RNA of Temnothorax curvispinosus, 2852 nucleotides long. RefSeq lists its product as uncharacterized. The record is from RefSeq and is a predicted model, not a curated record. The transcript is spliced from 6 exons. Lineage: Eukaryota; Metazoa; Arthropoda; Insecta; Hymenoptera; Formicidae. The coding region runs from base 1336 to 2736 and encodes 466 amino acids.